Falco peregrinus (peregrine falcon) is the source of this 1924-nucleotide messenger RNA. It is a transcript of the gene SNX11, whose product is annotated as sorting nexin 11. Gene Ontology annotation, molecular function: phosphatidylinositol binding. Bases 323 to 994 code for a protein of 223 amino acids. The transcript is spliced from 7 exons. NCBI's taxonomy places the organism in Eukaryota, Metazoa, Chordata, Aves, Falconiformes, Falconidae. Gene Ontology annotation, biological process: intracellular protein transport. The record is from RefSeq and is a predicted model, not a curated record.
GACGGGCUCUGGCUCUGAAGGGGUUUUGCUGGCUGGCCUACGCAUUUACUGGGGGGGUGCGGGGGUUAUGUCACUCCCCUCCCCGCCUUCCUCCAAGCCCUGGCACUGUGUUCGUGGUGGUGUUGCAGAACAGGAAUUACUGCAGGAUCGCGUAAUGGUGGAGCAAAUUAGCUGACACGGUCCAGCAGGAUCUGGGAGUGCCGGAGGGAUGUGGCAGGGGAAGCGGCUGGUGUGAUGGGAGCGUGCGAGCAGCUCGCGGCGCAGCUGAGCCGGGAGAGCUGGGCAGCACGGAGGAUGUUUCCCGCUGGGCUCUGGCUCUAGGAUGUUGGAGAACCGAGAGGAGGAGCUGACCACGGUGCGCGUUCAGGACCCCCGGGUGCAGAACGAAGGCUCCUGGAACUCCUAUGUGGAUUAUAAAAUCUUCCUCCAUACCAACAGCAAGGCCUUUACUGCCAAGACCUCAUGCGUGCGGCGCCGGUACCGUGAAUUUGUGUGGCUGAGGCGACAGCUCCAGAAGAAUGCUGGCUUGGUGCCUGUCCCAGAGCUGCCUGGGAAAUCCACCUUCUUCGUGGGCAGCACGGAUGAGUUCAUCGAGAAGCGGAGACAGGGGCUGCAGCAGUUCCUAGAGAAGGUUGUGCAGAACGUGGUCCUCCUCUCCGACAGCCGGCUGCACCUCUUCCUGCAGAGCCAGCUCUCGGUACCCGAGAUCGAGGCAUGCGUGCAAGGCCAGGGCGCGCAGACGGUGACAGAAGCCAUCCUGCACUAUGCCAUGUCCAACUGCGGCUGGGUGCAGGAGGAAGAGAGCCGCCCUGCGCUGCUGCCGGGAGGGGACCUGCGGGGCAGCUGCACCGGCCUGGGAAGCCCGCAGGGUCCGAGCUGCCUAGAGACCUGCCCAUACUGGAGCGACUUUGGCAUGGAUGACACCCACUCGGACAGUCCGGAUGAGCCAGCUGAGCCCUUGGGCGACGGCGUGAGAUGCAGUAAACGGCUCUAGCGAGCUCGCCUGCCUUCCCUGCGACCUGCAGCCCUCGCAGGAAGAGGGACUGCUGCUGAGCCAGAGCCGUGUCUGGGUUGGCGGGACUGGGGCGUCCUGGGAGCAUGGCCUUGUCCCGAGAUCUGCGGUGUCCGGGGCUCACGUGCUCUCUUUCUGCUGACUCUCGGCUGUCCUUGACGUCCCAGGCAGCGUGUUCGUAUCACUCUCCUCUUUGGAGGAGAGAUCUAGUGGUUAGUGAAACCUCUGUGUGUUGUUCCCAUGGCCCUUGCGCUCGGACUGGAGCGGUAGCAGGGCUUAGUUAGGUGGCAGUGCCAGCGAGGCUCCGUGUUCUUGGCGUGGGGUAUGCUGGCUGACGUGCAGCACGAUGGAGGAAGGUUUUCCUCGGUGGAGCCGUGGGCUGGGAGCAGGGGCUGGCCACUUCCCAGCGAGUCUCUUCAGUUUAGUCCCCUGUGUUCCCCCUCGGUGCCGGGGGGGGUCUGCGUUUCCCCGUAAUAGCUGCGCUGGGCAGCUCCUGGGGAGGGUGAUCUCGGCUGUGUGGGGCCGGAGCCCACCUGGCACAGCUCGCCCUGCAGGUUGCCCGCAGCUGGGAUGAGCAGAGAUGAGCUUCCCUGUGGGAGCGUGGGGCUGGGGAAUGCGUGGGUGGAGAGCGAGAUAAAGCAGUUUGCCUCCCCAGCCCUCUGGAGGGGAUGCUCCUUCCUCAGGCAUGGAUUGCCAUGCACAGCAGGGAACGGGGAGCCUCACAGCCGGGAUCUAGUUUGCUGGAAAGAAGGAGCAGGUAGCUGCCCCAGAGCCGGCGUCCGGCAGCGCUUGGGCUCAGGAUACUCUUGAUGCCUCUCCCUGUGGUCUCCUGCACCUUUUCCUCCCACCCUCAGCACUGGUGAAGGUGGCACCGACGUGCUGUGACUUGAAAUAAAAAUGAAGUAGAAGAGA